AAAAAUCACCAAAAACCCCAAGCAUCUAAUGUAAAUGGUGAAAUUUAAAAGAAAAGAAUCAGAUGAAGUGCUGUACAUUAUGUGAUAAAGUGGCAGCUGCAUAAAAAUAAUACUACGGCUCUGAAUGGGAAAAUUAACGAUAUUCUAUCAAACGAACAAUUUAAAAUGUCAUGACCAUACGUUCAACAAAAACCCAUUAGCCGAACCAAAAAAUGAGGGCCACUCUAUCGCCGACACUGAGAUCUCGGUACGAUUACUACUAUUCAGCCAUGUCACCAGCAUCAACGGCAACCAAUUUUUAUGAAAAUCAAAAUCAGAGCUUAUUUGGCGAUCCCGUUCCACCGGCCGUUGACUUUUUGGAAACCCUAGACAACCAUUUGUAUGGAAGUCUACGUAGAGGCAGCUCGGCACUUGCCUCUAACAAUGCGCCCUUCCUACCGGAGCUGCGACCGGUUCCAAUCGGUGGAAAUCAUUUAGGAUCCAAAUCUGGAACAGAAACCAAUAAUAAUGUUCAACGAAUUCCAUUGACUGAUAGACGUGAUAGUAAUGAAACAUUUUAUAGCUAUAACAGAAAGUGCUCGAGCUCAUCGUUUUCGGAUGAUUUUCGGGCGAAUUUAGAUAAUUUUCGCAACACACACGAAAUACUGCCUCCUAUUCCACCCAUUCCAUCGAAACGAAUCUUCUCAUCGGAACCUCUCUAUACGCGUCGACCAUCAAAUCAGAUCGAAUCGAACCGACAAUCUUCGAGUAGUGAUUCUCGCGAUAGCAACAGUGAGUGGCAUCGACCCAUACGACCCACAUCGAAAAAUGUCGUCGAAAUUAGUCACGUUGGCGACGCAAUGGUAGCAGUGAUUCAGGACUCUACAGCAUCGAGUAGUGAAGAUCAUUCGCCAAAGAUUGCCAGAAGCGCAACUGCCCAUACCAUUCAAGAAGUUCUGCCUUAUGAACAGAGAAGACAUAGCCAGCCUGUGAUAAUAACGAAACCAAUUUCACUAUCAUCGACAUCAGCGACAUUGUCAGUUGAAAGUGAAAGUGAUCUACUCAUGCAAACGAAAACAAGGGAUCUAUCGCCAGCUAUUAUUACACAAACUGUUCAAACCGGAUCAGCGUAUAGAAUAAAUCCGGUGAGGCAGCACAAAAAGUCUUCUUUUGCAAUUUUGAACGAACUGAAACCGAAUCAAUCAAGAGCUACUAGCCCAUCCGGCAGAGUUUCUCCGUUUCGUGGCAAAGGUUUCAAACCAUCAUCUAGAGUAUCGUCACGACCACAGUCCCCAUCUAAUGAUGUAGGCGACAACAGUAAACCAAUGGUACAAUUUAAUACGAAAACGUUUGCCGAGAAAAUUGGACCGUCUACAUCUAAAGGCAUUCUUCUUAGAAGACCCAGUCUAUCGGCAUCGUAUGCUGAUUUAAGUUAUAGGGACCGCGAAAUGGAGAGUUUUGAAUUUAGAACUGAUGUAAAACAUAGGACCCUCAUACCGACCAGAACAAAAGAAACAUUACCGAAGAGACCAUUUUCAGUGCUUCCAGACUCAAUGAAAGUAGCCCCAUCACCAGCUCCACGUCGUAGAUUUUACAACUCUACCGGCGAUUUGAAUUCUCAGACACCAGCGACGACUGAAAAUCCUAAAAGUUAUCAUAAAGGAUUACUUCAAAUUGUGCGAAACGGUAGCACGUCCCCAUCAAAAAUACCCAGGAGAAAAAGUUUGACUUCCGAGACAGAAAAAGGAUUAGAACGCCGACGCAGUUCUGUUUCACCGAGACGAAGAUUUUCCAUUACAACGAACAACAACGUUCAAAAUAACACAAGCUCUUCCAUAAUUGACUUGGGAACUCCUACUUCUAAUCCAUCACGGUCAGGUAGUAGAAUUUCGAAGCCAACAACGUUAUCACCAAUCAUCGGAACACCUAACAAGGAUUCCGAACAUUCCGCCCAAGAAGACGAGAACAAUGAAAACUUAGCUUCACCCACAAAACUGCCGGUUCGUGCAAAUAGUUCUAGUUUAGUAGCCCGAGCCAAUUCAAGAGCUGCAUCUAGAAGCAAUUCUCGUAACACAUCUCGAGAAGCUAGCCCUGGAAUAUUAGGGAUAAAUAAUAAUCUCACUGGAUCCAUGCGAGGGAGUAGUAAGAAUCAAACUAAAUCGAGUUCAAGUAGAUCAGACACUGGAAGCUUAAAAAAGACCAAAACAAAAGAAGAAAGCCGAUCGUCGCAAUCUAUUCCUGCGAAAACGUCUGCAGUGUCUCCUCGUAUUCCGAUCAGAAAAAGCAUAAAUGUCAAUGGCACGAAGAAAGAACCAGCCAGUACGAAAAAAGAACCGUCGUCCGUGAAACGUGAAACAUCAAAUCUAAAGAAACCACCGACCAGUAUUAAAAGAGAAGGAUCCACCUCUAAGAUUGCAAAGUCGUCGUUCAAACGAGAAUCAUCGAAUCUAAAGCGCGAACCUUCAAGCUUAAAGCGUGAACCUUCAAACUUAAAGCGUGAACCUUCAAACUUAAAGCGCGAACCUUCAAACUUGAAACGUGAACCAUCAAACCUUAAACGAGAGCCGUCCAAUCUGAAACGCGAACCGUCCAAAUCGAACUUGAAACGACAAACUUCGAAACUGAUGAUGACUGCAGUACUAUCAAAAAACAAUUCGGACUCUGCACUGGGGAAGAAGCUGGAAAAACAAAACAGUUUUAAAGUUGAAAAGCGUCGAACAAUAUCGGAAUCGGACGGGCCAGUAGAUGCAGAGGAUGCUGGAAGUCAUCAAGCAAGCAAACCAGAGACUAAUGGUCGGACAGAUUCGAAAGAUAAAUUGGUACCGUUGACUAAAUCCAACGUUGUGUCAAUGACAACCGCCGCUAUUACCGCACAACCUGUCCAGAUUACUACAGCAGUUACGAAUUCAGUAACUUCACUCGAUAGCGUGGCGACCAACAAUCACGAUUCGUCCAGUGAAUUAGCUAAGGAUAGCUUAAUGUCAGCGGAUCCUGCAUCGAUCAUUGAAAAAUCUCAGAAAACUCUAGAGACGAUUCAAAAGACUGUGACCGAAGCCACUGACGAGAUCCACAAGACGAUUGAAGAAAAUCUGACCGACCUAAAGUCGUUAGAAAAUGACAUAAAAAACGAUACGAAGGUACCGUCUGUGUUAGAGAAAAAGGAUAGUACUCGGACACUAGUAGAUCAUAGCAACGACACCACUUCAACUGUGAAGACUUUAAAUAAUGAGCACAACACGCCAACGGUGAUAACCACAAGUGCAUCGCCCAUUGAACCAAAUGUUUCCAUUGUGGAUGCUACAGCUAAUAGCCUUCGACCGCAGGACAAUGACGAAAGGAUUAGUGUACGAUCGAUAUCGAUGCUACCGGAUGUAGAGCUUGAAAGCGGAAACGUGAAUAGGUCAAGCAAGGAAAAUUCUGAAGCAAAGAUUGGGUCCGAAAAGGGAAGCGGUGCUGGCUCAAGCAACGAUGUCAAGUCCGAAAAUGGUGACGCUGAAGAACCACAAGGUUGUUGUAAAUGCUCGAAGUGCUGUGCUCCAUGUUUCUCCAAGCUAUGUAUACCGUGUCGACGUUUGAAAAACUUGCCAUGCUGCAAACGCUGUAAACGUAAAUCACCAAGUCCAUCAAGCUCCGAACCGGUUAAACCGUCCUGUUGGAAACGUAUGAAGUGCUGUGGGAAAAAAGCAGCAAAAGUGAUGUCUGAACAGUCGCUGGAACGAGUGUCAACCGUCGCACAAAUGGAAAGCGGAUUACGACCAGAAACAGCAGCAGCACCGGGGAAAUGCUCAUUGUGUUUGGACAAAUUUCUGUGUUGCCGGAAAACGAAUAAAAUCGAAAGUACCAGCGAUACGGAGGAAGAGGGUCGAAAGUGUUGUUGUUUUCCAUGUCGAAAAUCGAAGAAAGAAACUAAUGCAUGGGCCGAUAAUCGUCGUGAGAGCAUACUCAGCGAGCCGAAGAAACAAGGUUGCUGUUCCCGAAUCUUCUGCUGUAAAAGUAAGGAACCAACGGAAAGUCGACGGACUAGUAUGAACAGCAAAAAACAAAGUAUUGCCCCGACUUUACCACCGGAAGAUAAUCGCCCCAAAUUAGAUGAAUCGCUCAUCGAGCACAUAUCAAUGAUGAAAGGCGCUAUUCCGAUUUUGCCUAUUUGCCUGGCUUGGUUCUGUUUGAUCUGCAACUGUUUCGUUCCUGGAUUUGGAACUAUUUUGUCGGGCUUAUUUUGCUUAUGUCUGGGAAUACCACGAUUUUCUCAGCACGACGGGGCCAGAGUCAGAAUUGGAUCUUUUGUUAUCAAUUGUAUAGUUGGUGUUUCCCAGGCAUUUACAUUACUGUUUUGCCUUGUUGGAUGGGGCUGGUCCAUUUGGUGGGGAACAAUUAUGCUUAGAGUAGCAAGAAAACAUCGCAAACUAAAAUUAGCUGCAGACAUGGAACAAGAGGAACAAACCACAUCAUCGAAUCGUACGUCAAAUCCGCCACUAGUUUCACAAAAUCAUCGAGAUGUUGAGGCAGCAAAUCGUGCUUCAUAAGACAAUUUCUUAAUCCAGUCGCACGAGACACAAACACAUUAAUUUACUAACAAUUUUGUACAUUUUUCUACAAUCCAAAAAAGAAAAGGAGUAAAACAACGACACAGCAAACUGUUACCAUAGUAAAAUAUUGUUCGAUUUUAGGUAUUUUCUGUUAUACCGAAGAUUUUGUCUUACCGAACGAAUGUUGAAUUCAUUUGAAAAUUUUAAUAAAAUGUUUAGAUAAGUUA
Messenger RNA from Bradysia coprophila, 4735 nucleotides. RefSeq names its product mechanosensory transduction mediator stumble. The record is from RefSeq and is a predicted model, not a curated record. Lineage: Eukaryota; Metazoa; Arthropoda; Insecta; Diptera; Sciaridae. Gene Ontology annotation, biological process: sensory perception of mechanical stimulus; taxis; proprioception. Gene Ontology annotation, cellular component: sensory dendrite.